AGAACAGCAGUCACAUGAUCCGAUUGAGGGUCACGUGCAUAGUCUUGCGCAUGCGUAGUCCGCGAAGACUGCCGAUUCCACGUGUAAAAAUCUAGGGACAGAAGAUGGUCAACACGAAUGGUUAUCGUCGUGGGACUCGCUACCUCUUCUCCCGUCCCUUCAAGAAACAUGGGACGGAGCACUUGUCCACGUACAUGACAGUGUACAAAGUGGGAGACAUCGUUGGACGUGAAAGGGUCAUGGCGCCUUCCACAAGGGCAUGCCCCACAAGUUCUACCACGGAAAGACCGGGCGAGUCUUCAACGUUACUAAGAGAGCUGUGGGCGUUAUUGUCAACAAGCAAGUUAGAAACAGGACCAUUCAGAAACGGAUCAAUGUGAGGAUAGAGCAUGUGAAGCAUUCUCGAUGUCGGGAGGAUUUCCUCAAGAGAGUCAAGGCCAAUGAACUGAAGAGGAAGCAGGCGAAGGAGAGGGGAGAGAAGGUGGUGUGUAAACGACUGCCCGAGGAGCCACGGCUGGGACACUUUGUGAGGACGGGAGGCAAGGAGCCGGAGCUGGUGGAGCCCAUUCCUUAUGAAUUUGUGGCAUGAACUUACGUCAUCUUUUAGAUCUCUGUAAAUAUUA
Molecule: messenger RNA, 623 nt
Organism: Geodia barretti
Lineage: Eukaryota; Metazoa; Porifera; Demospongiae; Tetractinellida; Geodiidae
Source: the annotation of a GenBank genome assembly